Fusarium tjaetaba is the source of this 453-nucleotide messenger RNA. RefSeq lists its product as uncharacterized. Bases 1 to 453 code for a protein of 150 amino acids. The record is from RefSeq and is a predicted model, not a curated record. Lineage: Eukaryota; Fungi; Ascomycota; Sordariomycetes; Hypocreales; Nectriaceae. The transcript has 2 exons.
AUGGCUUCAGCCACCACAUCAACUCAAGAGCUGCAUGUUGCACAACCGCAGCGUUUCCCCAGUGGAACGCUUCAUUUAGCUUCUGACUACGGCCUCCACGUCACUAAUGCUCAGGAUGAGGAAACUAAAGCGUCGUCUGCUGCGUCUUCAACGCCUCGGACCUGGGACAUCCAGCCGGCAGAGUUCGACAGGACCGUCAACGAUCAUCCAUGGGACACGUCCGCACCACAGCGUGCGGAUUGGACUGACGGGUGGCGAGAGAUUCCACCAAUUCGACCGCCCAACAGAGAGCUGGACCUUACUCUACGUGCCCAGAGCUUCCCAUAUAAUGUCGGUGCGAGGGUGAUGCUAACAGGCUGCUGGGCACAGUCCCUUGUUGCAAAGUUGUGGCUAAACACAGUUCAACGCAUUGUGCCGUACUACGGCGACACGCCGAUCGGGGGCAAAUUUUGA